Messenger RNA from Hevea brasiliensis (rubber tree), 771 nucleotides. RefSeq lists its product as uncharacterized. The record is from RefSeq and is a predicted model, not a curated record. Gene Ontology annotation, biological process: proton motive force-driven ATP synthesis. The transcript is spliced from 3 exons. Bases 158 to 526 code for a protein of 122 amino acids. Lineage: Eukaryota; Viridiplantae; Streptophyta; Magnoliopsida; Malpighiales; Euphorbiaceae. Gene Ontology annotation, molecular function: proton transmembrane transporter activity.
AGAAGACAUGUGGCAAAAGUUUAGUGGACAUCACAAAACACCGGAUCAAGGGCACUGCAGAGUACUUCAAAGGGCGUCCACAAUAAAACCCUGCGAGUUGCGACGUGAACCCUUCGUCUCUAACUGAUCGCCAACAGAGAUAUAGUUCAGGGAAGCAAUGGCGUCAAAGCUAGCUCAGUUGCAAUCAAAGGCUGCUCAGGCCUCGCAGUUCGUGGCCAAGCAUGGUACUGCCUACUACAAGCAGCUAUUAGAGCAGAACAAGCAGUACAUCCAGGAACCACCCACUGUUGAGAAAUGCAAUCUUUUGUCAAAACAGUUGUUUUAUACUCGUCUUGCAAGUAUUCCUGGGCGGUAUGAAGCAUUCUGGAAGGAGCUUGAUUAUGUUAAGCGUAUGUGGAAACAUAGGCAGGAGCUCAGGGUUGAGGAUGCUAGCAUUGCUGCUUUAUUUGGAUUGGAGUGCUUUGCAUGGUUUUGUGCUGGAGAAAUUGUAGGUCGAGGAUUCACAUUUACUGGCUACUAUGUUUGAGUGCUGCAUCAAGAUGAUCUGCCUUUAGAGUCGAAUUGAUAAAGCUUUGAUUAUUUUUCUUUUGCCCUUUAUUGCCAAUUGUCCACAAUAUACAUGACUAGACAAUAAAAUUCAAAACCAAGUUAGGAACAACUCAUUUUGCGAAUAAUCUUGAAAUCUGUGACAAUAUGCACCUACCUCUGGCAAUUUGAGUUGAUAAAAUUAUGAAUUUUCAAAUGGGUAGUGAAACAUUCACUCUUGUGUAA